AUGUAUGACCGGGGACGAGGACUAGGACGUGGGCAUGCAGACCCUUCGGCGGUACGUGUCCGCGACGCAGGCCAGGUCCUCGCGGACACCUUCGAUCGAUUUAGUGCCUCCCUCAAUGCUGCCAAGCAGCAGAUUGUCAACGCAUUGCAACAAGCUGACUCCCCCCAAGACAUAGCCGGGCUGCGCGCACAGAUCAUAGGUACGUCUCAGAGCGACCAUCAUUCAUGUCACAAAUCUGACAUUACUCUCGCAGCCAACUCAACGGUACUCUAUCCCAUUCUCGCCAUAAGCGCUGCAGAACUGCCACCCCCAUACGUCCAGAUCACGGACUUCUUUGUCACCACUUGUGGCACAGGCAACGCCAUCCAAGCUGCUGUUCUCCAACCUCAGGGCGGUGCCUUGAACCUUCCGCCGGGCAAUGACACCAUCCGAAAGGAAGUGUUUAUCAAAGGCCCAACAGCUUCGUCGACCAGAAAGGCACUCGAAGCGCUUCUGCACUACACCGAGAAGAUCUUGUCGGGCAAUUGGGGUUACAUGGAUAAUCCGUCAAACCAGUAUACUGUUGCUGGGCCGAAUGGCGCUUGGCAUUACAAGAGACGGUGUUCACAGAACGGCGGCUAUCACACUCUGCCUAAUGGCCCCAGAAGACAGCAGAGUAGAGGAGGCAAGAUGGCCUCUCAACCCCCGCACGAACUGUCCACCCUGGGCGACCAAAUCACAGCUCUUGUCAAAGAUCACCUAGCCAGCGUGGAGAAGAGAGAGACUGCCAAAGCCGAGUGCAAGAAGGCGGAAGAGAUGGCAGGCAUUGGUGGCAUGCGGGAGCAGAUUCUUGACAACGUAAAGGUGCUGUACCCUCUCGACGGCAAGCUCAACCCCGGGCACUAUGAGCUGGUCGGCCGCGAGGAGUUCAUCGUCACUACUGUUGGUGACAAGAACGUCUUCCACGCAGAGGUCGUGUACCAACAACCCAAUGAACACUACUUCCUGCGAACCAAGACCGUCUUCCUGCGUGGUCCGGACUCGGAGUCGAUUGCAGGCGCUUUAAUGGGCUUGCUAUGCCUCACGACAUCGCGCCUGCAGCGUCAUCAGGCAAACUGA
Messenger RNA from Zasmidium cellare ATCC 36951, 1098 nucleotides. RefSeq lists its product as uncharacterized. NCBI's taxonomy places the organism in Eukaryota, Fungi, Ascomycota, Dothideomycetes, Mycosphaerellales, Mycosphaerellaceae. The coding region runs from base 1 to 1098 and encodes 365 amino acids. The record is from RefSeq and is a predicted model, not a curated record. The transcript is spliced from 4 exons.